GGCUUCACUCUUCUCGGUCGAAGUAUAUGGGAUAGCUCUGUCCAUAUCUUUUACUGUCUAUGAUAACAUGUCGCACCGGUAGGUCUAUCAUGAUUUAGGCAAAUUGAGGACUCUAUUGUGAGGUAACGUAGCCUAGGCCUACUUCCUGCUGUUAGAAUUACUGAGCGCUUCGUGAGACGGAGGCUGACCUUUUCAUUGGGGUUGAAUGUCCUAUGCGCAAUGACGUUGUGAGUGCAUCAUUGCCAUGCUGCCAGGAGUGGGUGUUUUUGGGACAGGUCGGACUGUGCGUGUUCUGGUUCCAUUGCUACGAGAGCAAGGAUUCCCUAUACAAGCACUAUGGGGCCGAAAUGAAGAGGAGGCAGAAUCUGUUGCAAAGGAACUGGACAUACCCUUUUUUACAAGCCAGUCAGAUGAUGUCCUUCUUCAUCCAGAUGUGCAUCUUGUAUGCAUCUACACCCCGCCUCCACACACACGGCAGAUUGCAGUGAAAGCUUUAGGCAUUGGGAAGAAUGUUGUUAGUGAAAUGGCAGCAUCUUGUGCCGAUGCUCUACAAAUGGUUGCUGCAGCAAGAUAUUACCCUCAACUGCUGAGCAUUAUGGCUAAUGCACUGAGAUUCCUUCCAGCAUUUGUCCUUAUGAGGAGACUUAUAGAAGAAGGAUAUUGUGGUGCAGUACAGGUGUGCGAAGCCCGGGUGUACGGUGGCUCUUUGCUUAGUCAGUCAUACGGCUGGGCAUGGGAGGAGUUAAUGGGGGGUGGGGGACUACACAUCAUUGGCUGGUGCAUCAUUGACCUACUAAGCCACCUGAUUGGUUCUCAUGCAGUUCGUGUGCAUGGAAUACUUCGCACGUUUAUGAGGAGGGCGGGGCCUGGCAUCCGCUCGGUCACAUCAGAUGAUUAUGCUUGCUUCCAGAUGCUAAUGUCCGGAGGGAUGGUCUGCAGUGUCACCCUCAACUUCAAUCUGCCUGGUUCUUCUCACCACGAGGUAAUGGUUGUGGGCUCCUCAGGUCAUUUGGCUGUGAGGGGGACAGAGCUCUGGGGACAUCGCCAUGGGGACACAAGGGAAGAACAUUUGCUAAGUGAUAACUCUGCAGCUGGACCUGCUGUAAGAGGGCUUGUCGCUAUGGUUACACAACUGCGUUUGGCGUUUGAAACGCAAAAGGACCGCUGCUCAUGGGAACGGCCACCUGUUGCUAUGGCAGCCUCCUUUGAAGAUGGGCUGUAUGUGCAUACAGUUGUGGAGGCAGUAAAACGUGCCAGUCGAAGUGGAGAAUGGGAGCCUGUAGAGCUUGCAACCAAGGAAACACAGUCUAAUCACAGUCAACACACAGUGUCUCAGUAAGAGCUGGAUGGGAAACUAUGACACUUGCCAGUGAAGUUGCUCCUUUCAGAAUUAAGAAUUGAUCUCUAAACAUCUCUUUACAUGUGUGUGUGAAUAUAGCCUUUGCUCUAACCUGUGAAAGGUAGUUGGACUAAAAAACUAGUUUGCAUAAUUUGCAUAAUUUUCUGUAAAAGGAGAUAACCUCAAAUAUAAUGUAAUGUUUAACUGGAACUGAAAUAAAGUGCAUUUUCUACUGUU
Molecule: messenger RNA, 1576 nt
Organism: Sardina pilchardus (European sardine)
Lineage: Eukaryota; Metazoa; Chordata; Actinopteri; Clupeiformes; Clupeidae
Gene: gfod2
Product: glucose-fructose oxidoreductase domain containing 2
Exons: 4
Coding region: 245-1339 (364 amino acids)
Molecular function (GO): nucleotide binding
Source: RefSeq, a predicted model, not a curated record